AUGAAUGUUUAUGAGCACAUUAUUAGUAAUGGAUUUCUAAAAGGAUAUGUUACUUGGAUCUUUCAUGGUGAACAAGUUGGCCCAUCUAGUUCUUUAGAUACAUCCCAAGUGGAAGGGGAGUUUGAUCAUGACAUGGAUACAUUGGUUCAUGAUGCAUUCACAAUGCAUGCAACUAAUGAGAGUAAUGACACAGAUAUAAAUAUGGAGGAUGGAGAUUCUAGAGAAUUUAUGAAUGGACCUAGUGUUCAACAAUCUGAAGACAAUAAUAAUUCAGAAAAGUUCUAUCAGAUGUUAAGGGAGGCAGAGCAAAGUCUUUAUAAAGAGCUGUUAAGGGAUGCAUUACCAGAGGAAAAUACUUUGCCCAAAUCAUUUUAUGAUACAAAGAAGAUUAUUUCAGGGUUGGGUCUAUCUUAUGAAAAAAUUCAUGUUUGUCCCAAUGAAUGCAUAUUGUAUAGGAAGGAUUUGGCUGAUGCUGAAAUUUGCCCUAAAUGCAAUUUGUCAAGAUGGAAAUAUAACUCUGAUGAUCAUGAGGUUGGUCGAACUAAAGAUGGACUCCUGAGGCAUCCAGCUGAUUCAUUUGCCUGGAAGAAUUUUGAUUGUCAGUAUCCUGAUUUUGCUUGUGACGCUCGUAAUGUUCGACUAGGUUUGGCUACCGAUGGUUUUAAUCCUUUCAAAACUAUGGCAAUUUCCCAUAGCACUUGGCCUGUUAUCUUGAUUCCGUACAAUCUUCCUCCAUGGAUGUGUAUGAAGCAACCUAAUUUUAUACUUUCAUUGCUUAUUCCUGGUCCAAAAGGUCCAGGUAUGAACCUUGAUGUUUAUAUGCAGCCUCUUGUGGAAGAAUUAAAGGAAUUAUGGGAAAUUGGGGUAAAAAUGUUUGAUGCAUGUAAAAAAGAGUCAUUCCAAAUGCGUGCUGCAAUUAUGUGGACUAUUAAUGAUUUUCCUGCUUAUGCAAAUUUGUCUGGUUGGAGCACUAGAGGCCAAUAUGCUUGUCCAUGUUGUGGUUUUGAGAUUGGCUCAAAGUGGUUGCGUUAUGGUAGAAAGUUUUGCUAUAUGUGUCAUCGUCGUUGGUUAGAGCCCGAUCAUAAGUGGAGAUACAAUAAAAGAGAUUUUGAUGGAACCCAGGAGUUUAGAGCUCCACCUGAUCUACCUAGUGGAGCUUUUUCUUUGAGACAAAUGGAAUAUCAUGGAGUUGGGGAUUGGUCACCAUGGAAAAAGAGAAGUAUUUUGUUCACAUUGCCUUAUUGGCAACAUAGUGUGCUCCGUCAUAAUCUUGAUGUUAUGCACAUAGAAAAGAAUGUGUGUGAUAACAUUAUUGGGAUGUUGUUACAAUUAGAAGGAGUUGUGUGGCAAGGUGCUUAA
This is a messenger RNA of Glycine soja, 1359 nucleotides long. RefSeq lists its product as uncharacterized. The coding region runs from base 1 to 1359 and encodes 452 amino acids. The transcript has 4 exons. The record is from RefSeq and is a predicted model, not a curated record. NCBI's taxonomy places the organism in Eukaryota, Viridiplantae, Streptophyta, Magnoliopsida, Fabales, Fabaceae.